Molecule: messenger RNA, 426 nt
Organism: Mercenaria mercenaria
Lineage: Eukaryota; Metazoa; Mollusca; Bivalvia; Venerida; Veneridae
Exons: 2
Coding region: 1-426 (141 amino acids)
Biological process (GO): xylan biosynthetic process
Source: RefSeq, a predicted model, not a curated record
AUGGUAAAACAAUACUCAUUCCUGGAAGCCUACCGUGUACGUUAUACGACAAACACAGUAAGAUCAUUCGGAAAAUAUAAAAACAGUCCAGAAAUAUGGUCCGAGCUAGACUUAAGAAGUCAAUUACCAGCUUCUGUAACACAAACACACUGGCACGUGAUUAUCAUUGAUGCUCCUCUUGGUUGCUGUCAAAAGGGUCCAGGACGAUAUCAGUCAAUCUACACUUCGAGGGUACUCGGAAGCAAAGGUACACAUGUAUUUGUUGAUGACUUUGAACGAAAAGUAGAACAUGAAUUUUCCACAAAAGUCUUUGGAAAACCAGUAGAGAAUAUGGACGCUUCAUUGAGGGUGUAUAGUGUUCUACAAUGCGUCUGUGCUACAGCAUUGGGGCUCACACAUAGAACAAAGCCUCUACCAUUGUUAUGA